This is a messenger RNA of Dinoponera quadriceps, 1515 nucleotides long. RefSeq lists its product as uncharacterized. The record is from RefSeq and is a predicted model, not a curated record. Gene Ontology annotation, biological process: sensory perception of smell; detection of chemical stimulus involved in sensory perception of smell. The transcript has 6 exons. Gene Ontology annotation, cellular component: plasma membrane. The coding region runs from base 1 to 1185 and encodes 394 amino acids. Gene Ontology annotation, molecular function: olfactory receptor activity; odorant binding. NCBI's taxonomy places the organism in Eukaryota, Metazoa, Arthropoda, Insecta, Hymenoptera, Formicidae.
AUGAUAUCGUCGCAUUACGAGAACAACGAGAUCCUGCAAGCUUGGUGGUACAAUUUGUUGGCCCAAAAUUCCGUUAUAUUGAUUGAACGAAUGUUGCAAGCCUGCAGAAACAGAUUUUGCACGUUUCUGCCGUUAUCGCACUCACUUCGGCAAAAUUUACAACAGAUUCUAUCUCUCUCGCUCAUUUUACGACGACUUUUGCUUCAGACAACGGAACUCGCUCGAGCGUUCAAGGUAAUAUCGUUAAACAGACGGUUCUUGUCGCCUUUGGGCAUAUGGCCCACCAAAGUGAAUCGGCCGCUGUUCGUGUUCUUCAUUGUUUACACGACGAUUCACUGCACCAUGGCGGCGGCCCAUCUGAUCAAGCAUUUCACCCAACCGGAUUAUAUCGUCGCGAAUUUGACAGAGAGCUUACUGUUCAUGAUGAUAGUGGGCAAGAUGUAUAUGUGCGAGCGAAGCCGCGGGAUAAUGAUCGACUUUCUCAAUGUCAUUCAGCCCGAUUUCUCAGUCAAGAGUUACAGCAACGCGCGGGAGAAAACGUUGUAUUUGCGGUACAACGAGUUUGCGCUAUUAUUUAUCAAGGCGUCGCUGGGCUUGGCUGGGAGCGCCGCUACGAUGUUUUAUAUUCGGGCGUUUGUCGAACACUGGAGUGCGAUAUCGUCCGGUAACGCUUCGUACGAAUUACCGUACCAGACGUAUCCUUUCUUCGAGAUCCAGGACAUGACCACCUACUUGUGCAUGUGCGUCUAUCAGACAAUUGCCCUGCCACUAAUAGUAUGCGGCUAUUCGGCACCGGACUCCUUUGUACUCAGCAUGGCCCUCCACAUUUGCGGCCAACUCGCCGUUCUAUCGUGCAAAAUCGAAGAUUUGUUGAAGGACCACGUGAAUUAUAAUCGCCAUAUCAAUGCCGUCGUAUUCAGGCAUCAUCAGCUAAUAACAUUAGCAGAGAUCUUGGAAAACAAUUUCAAUAUGAUAUUUCUUCAGCAAACUCUGGGCAGCGUCUUCUUGCUCUGUUUAACUAUGUUUCACAUGCUCACGAAUUCGGAAUACGGCGACACCACUACCGUCGUGGCGUUCUUGAUGUACACAUGCUGCGUGGUCAGUACGAUUCUUGCGUACUGUUACAUAGGAGAGUGCCUCAUUACCGAAGUAAUUAUCGAGCCGAUGCCACAUAAGUCGACAUAGGCAACUGAUUUUUUUCUUUUCUUUUUUCCCCGAUCGACUCUCUCUCUCUCUCUCUCUCUUUGUUUAAUGUCGACGCACACUGUUAAUGGGAGGAAGGUCGCAACUUCGAUAAGCCUCAAAGCGCACUCGAUAUGCAAUAAGAAAUCUCCCGAGAAUUACGAAACGAGACUUCUAAUGGAUGCGUUGCGAAAGAAAAAGCAUCACAACCUUUCUGCUCCAUCGACCAUACUAAUCUUCUUGUUUCACCCAGAGUGUCAGAUUGCGCGACACCUUUUACAACACUGAUUGGUACAAUAAUCCACCGCCGUGCGCGAAGAUGAUCAGCAUUUG